Malaclemys terrapin pileata is the source of this 2537-nucleotide messenger RNA. RefSeq names its product 2-oxoglutarate and iron dependent oxygenase domain containing 2 (gene OGFOD2). Bases 54 to 1142 code for a protein of 362 amino acids. The transcript is spliced from 7 exons. Lineage: Eukaryota; Metazoa; Chordata; Testudines; Emydidae. The record is from RefSeq and is a predicted model, not a curated record. Gene Ontology annotation, molecular function: L-ascorbic acid binding; oxidoreductase activity, acting on paired donors, with incorporation or reduction of molecular oxygen; iron ion binding.
GUCUGUCUCAGCCCGAGGCGCCGCCCCUCGCCCUCUCCAGUCCGGAUGGAAACAUGUCCACGGGGGCCGGGUCCCCGGCUCGGGGCGACUCCCCCAGACCGGCCCGGGGCUUCUUGGCCUGCGCCUGCUUCCACACGGACAACCUGUUCCUGCGGCGCUACGGUCUGCACGUCAGCUACCGGGACGAGCCGCAGCUCCGCAGGGACUAUGGGCUGGUGCUAGGUGAUCAUGGCUGCAGGAGUGAUGAAGACUUUAAUGCAGUUCUGGAAGAGAUUCAGAAAGAAGUGCAAAGAAGAAAGCAAUUAGAUCAUCAGUCCAUGGCAAGAAAAGCCAUAAUUUCACAAUGUUACAAACCAAAGCAUCCAGAAGUAUACGUUCUACAGGAUUCAUUUCUGGCUCCGGAGUUUUUAGAGACAGUUAAGUACUGCACGUCACAAGAUGCUGAUCUCCAAGGCCUCGUGCGCCGCAUUGAUUCUAUAUCAGAUAAGAGGAUAUAUCGACUUCCAGUGUUUAGUGAGGAAUUCUGUCGAGUCUUCAUUGAAGAGCUGGAGAACUUUGAGCAAUCUGAGAUGCCCAAAGGCCGGCCAAACACUAUGAAUAACUAUGGGGUUCUGUUAAAUGAGCUUGGAUUGUAUGAAGCUUUCAUUACACCUCUGCGUGAAAAAUAUCUGCAGCCCAUAACAUCCCUGCUUUACCCUGACUGUGGGGGAGGCUCCCUGGACAGCCACAAAGCAUUUAUCGUCAAGUACUCGCUACAUGAAGAUCUGGAUUUGAGCUCUCACUAUGACAAUGCAGAAGUCACAUUAAAUGUAUCCCUGGGAAAAGAAUUUACUGAGGGCAACUUGUAUUUUGGAGACCUCAGACAGGCCCCAACCCCAGUGCCAAAGUACGUGGAGAUUGAACAUGUGGUAUCCCAAGGCUUGCUACACCAAGGAGGGCAGAUUCAUGGGGCACUGCCUGUCGCCUCCGGGGAGCGCUGGAACCUCAUUGUAUGGAUGAGAUCAUCUGCUGUCCGCAAUCAGCUUUGUCCCAUGUGCAACAAGAAACCUGAAUUAGUGGAUGCUGAAGGGUUUGGAGAUGGGUUCACAAGAAGUCCUGAAGGUGACAUGCCCAAGACUGUGGAUUUAUGCUCUUUAAUAUAGGAGAUGGUAAGGAGUGAAUUCUCCAGUCUGAGCUGGCUAAAACUGAGCUCCAAGCCCCAAGAUAGCAGAAACAAGCACAGUAUCCCUUUUGUCAGGUCAACAAAUAGCUUCUUAGAAGGCAACUCAAAAACUUCUCCUGGGGGAGGGAAAACAGCUUUUUGAGCAGCAGCCGCCAUCUGGGGUCUACUGGAGGAGUUGGUGUCUGGGUAGACAAUGCCUGCACUGUGGGAAUUUUUUAUAAGCAUAUUCUGAAAAUGUAAAAAGGCUUAAGGUAUUGAUCUAUACUGUGAACUGCAGAGGUACAAUCACACGUAUAGAAAACAGGCAGAAAGACUGCUUAGAUCUUAUACAAAGACAGCUGCUCUGACAGCCACUGUUACUGGUUGAUGUGUAAAAAAAAGAAUUAUAACAAUAUGCUAUCAUGUCAGUCAGCGUCCAUUCACAAUUACCACUACCCUCUUCUGGAUGGAAUAUCAAACUUCACUAGGGUAAGAGCCUGCUGCUUCCCAAUGGAUGGAAUGCAAGACCCGCCCAGAAUGUGACAGUGUUGUCCCCUAGUGGCUAAAACAAGCAACUUUGUGAUCAAGUUGCUUCCAAUGGCUGCAUCUUACAGGACAAACAUAAACCUAUUACUCUAUAAGUGAGUCACUUAUUGCCUUUAUAACCCCAGACUCAAAGUGCUAAAAAUCACUUUUUAAAGAUAUUGUGGAUUCCACAUGAACAAGCAGAAAUCAGCUGGAGAGCCAAAGAUUUGGGGGACUGUUUGCAAUUUAUGACAACCGGUCUCUCUGGUGUAAGGAGAGAGUAUGCAGAAGUAGUCUAAACAUUUGUAAUCACCUUCCAUUAGGUAUGAGAAUAUCCUUCCAAGGUGGGCAUACAAAAUAAACUAUCUCCAAGGCUGUGGCCCACAAAAGCUUAUGCUCAAAUAAAUUUGUUAGUCUCCAAGGUGCCACAAGUACUCCUGUUCUUUUUGCGGAUACAGACUAACACGGCUGCUACUCUGAAACCUAUCUCCAAGCGAAGAGUGGACAUUCUAGUCCCUUACAUGACCAAUACAAUCUUUUGAAUUCUUGAAUUUGGCACGAAUAUCCCACUAUGACGAGUGCAUUAGAGAGCGUGAGAUUAGAUAGUCACACACACUGUCUGUCUCAGGGCCUGUUAGUCCAUGACAUUAAUUCAAAGCUUCAAGUCACAGACUCCAAAAAUCUAGAAAACUGAUAUUCAAGAAGCCAAAAUAUCCUUUUGAUUUUGUUGCCUCAUGUGACUCCUGAGAAAACUAGAUGUCUAUUAGCUAUCCAUAUCACUGACUUUACUUGCAUAAUGACAGGUUUUCGAAGAAGUGGGCUGUAGUCCACGAAAGCUUAUGCUCUAAUAAAUUUGUUAGUCUCUAAGGUG